AUGACGAUGAUGGAAGCUGCGGCUCAAAUCCAGAUAAUUUCUUUGAUCCUCCAUAUAUUAUACAAGGCCACUGCCAAUGCUCAUUUAAUAGCCAAGGAACUGCUCAUUGCUCAGCAUUUGCCUGGAGAUCCAGCGUCUGUUCAGUAUAAUAAGACCCGGACUAAGUGGGUAGAAAGCAAAGAUAUCUUAAAAUGCAAUACUGUUGCAAGAACAGACAGAAAUUGCGUGAAAAUUUAUUGGAGUGCUAAAGAUUAUAAUGCUUUUGUUUACUAUCAAUUUCAGUUAGAUAUGUUCAAUGCCAUUAUUGGAGCUGAAGAUUGUGUGUUGGAGACUCGAGCAAAAAAUUGGUUAGAAGCAAAAAAUGCUUUUGAUGGGCAUGGUAAUAAUGAUGAUGACAGUGGUGGAAAUUCAGAUUCAGGAGCAUUUGCUUUAAAGAUAUCGAUUUUGAUUGCUGUUUGCAAUCUCUUAAGCUAA
Molecule: messenger RNA, 474 nt
Organism: Blepharisma stoltei
Lineage: Eukaryota; Ciliophora; Heterotrichea; Heterotrichida; Blepharismidae
Source: the annotation of a GenBank genome assembly